Messenger RNA from Biomphalaria glabrata, 6315 nucleotides. RefSeq lists its product as uncharacterized. The record is from RefSeq and is a predicted model, not a curated record. Gene Ontology annotation, cellular component: membrane. Lineage: Eukaryota; Metazoa; Mollusca; Gastropoda; Planorbidae. The transcript is spliced from 5 exons. Bases 572 to 1276 code for a protein of 234 amino acids.
UCCUUAGCUUGGGUUAUCUGUAGAUUUGUAGGUACAGGUCCCUAUAUUAAUAAUAACGGUUGGAAAAUUUAUAAAAAAAAUAUUUCAGUGCUAAGCAAGUGAUUUUAACAUUAUAUGCAGUACAGGACACAUUUUCAUUUCAUUCAUACAGAACAUGGACUUUACCAGUACAGUUGGAAUGAGAUACUUUAAGCCUCAAAAGAUAUUUACAAACACUAAGUGUGUGAAAUAAAUCAGCUUCUCUAUUGUAAAUAGGAAUAAGCAUUACUGGUAAGAAUAUGUAUCAAUACUUUGCAAGACCUAUAUAACAGAUACAGUUUGAGAAGUAAUAGAGGCAGGAAAAUGAAAGACGCUUGUUCCCAAGGGAGACUCCAAGACUUUGUUUUUACACAGAAUGGAAAAAAAAAAAGACUCAAGCCCCCACAGAUCACCUAGCUCCACAUGGAUAAGUGGCAUAAGACAGUGAAAAUAAUGGCAUCUGGUCAUUGAACUAGUCACAACACCCUUAUUUUAUAAAGACCACAGAAACAGGUUUAAACGAUUACUACUUAAGACAUAAACAAAACACAAAAUGGAUAGAGUUUGGACACAAAGAGGUGUGCCAUACAGAGCUUGCCUGAUUUCUCUUAUCUUUGGGAUCUGUCCUUUUUUGAUUGGCUUUGUGGCACCAGACUGGCUGUGGUUUACAGACACUGGAGAAAAUGCUACUAAUAUAGAGGGGUCUUUUGGUCUUUGGGAAAUCUGUGUUGAAGAUAAAUGUUCCAGCAAUGAUGUUCUUGGAAAUUCUCAAGUUGAAGACUGGUUUCUUGCAGUAGUUUUCUUCCAGACAUUAGCCUUACCAUUUUACAUAGUUGCAUUAGUGAUGGCGAUUCUACAGAACUUUUCUCCUCGAAGAUGGCUUAGAACACUGCGAAUUGAAAGGUUUCGGAGAUUGUUGCAUAAAGACAGUGAAACUCCAGAAGAUUUAGCAUUUGUUGCAGGUUUUCUAAGUUUUUUAGCCAUUAUUGUCUUCAUGAUUAUGACCGCGGAAACUGUGUCUAAAGGAGCUUAUUAUUCUUGGGGCUUUGCUAUGUCGUUCACUGGUGCCAGCAUUCCUGUCAUUUCUGGAGUCCUGAUGUGUAAGGCACACUCACCAACAUUUAACCCACCUCAGCAGCCUCCAGAGCCAAGAGUUGUUCACACUCUUUCUCCUUCAAACUCUAGAAGAACAGCACGCAGAGCUCCUGAAAGGAAUCAAAGAACUGAGAGACUGCCAGAUCGGCGAAAUCGAACAUAGUAGAAAAGUUCAAAAGACUACCCGUGAUAGUAAAUCUAAUUAUCUGUUUUAUUUUACAUACAGAUUUAUUAAUGACACCUGUUGACAAGAAAUUCAUGUUUUUUUUUCUUGUUGAUUGUAAACAAAUUUAAAUGUACAGUAUAAACAUUGUUUUUUGUAAAUAAAGAACAACAACUUUGGCAGUUUUGUCAUAAUACUUAUUUUACUGCUGAUUUCAUCAAAUUUGCUUCAGAUGUAUAGCAUAAGGAACAUUUGUAUUUCAAAGAUGCACAUUUAAAUGUCAUAGUUUUACAAUUGUAUUUAUUAUCUUUGUUUCGUUAUUUAACAACCGUAAAUUUGCAUUUUACUUGACCAUGAUUUGUUUGUUGAGUCUAAGACCACCAUUUGGUGCUAUUAUUAUUUUUUAAAGAUUUUAUGGCCUCUUACACAAAAUGGAUCCAUAGUUUUACUUUGUCAACAAAAUGAAAUUUGAAAAACUAAAGCUUGUAUUAAAAUUCCUAACAUCAUGAUUCCCAACCUUUGUAGAGCAGGUGUUCACAAUUCAGGACUAUGCCUCGACUACCUCUAAAAAAUAUAACAAUAACUCUAUAUAUUGACCUUAUCUAAUCUUUAGUUAAAUGGUAAAUAUGAUCAUAGAAUUUUUUAUUUAUUAUAAAUUAGUAUAAUUGUAAUACUUAACAGUAUUGUCAUAGAUCUAGGAUUACAAUUACAGUUUAUACAAUGCAUAUUCUGAAACCAUAAUUAUCAUUAGGUAAGGAAAAAACUAAAAUUUUAAGGGCACAAACAUCAAACAUUAUUAGAAAUAUUAAUGAAAUUAAUGGGUGUAUUUUACUUACAUAUUUGACUGCUGCUUGUUUAAUGAUUGUUAAAAAAAAUGAGCUACUCUGUACUUUAAUUGCUUGAGAAAACAAAAAUGGUAAGAAUUUACCUAUGUUUAAUUUUGAUGAAAUCCUGAAAGUUAAUCACCAGAGAAAAGGUUGUAGACCAUGACCUCCUUCAGUUGCAAAGGGAGUAUGGAUCAGAAGAAGAGGCACCUAUGUCACAGACUUAAGAUAUGAUAACACUGCCUUAGAUCAACCUCUUCUGACAUUGUAUAAUAACAGAUUAGUGGGUGCCAUUUUCAAUUGUUUCUUAUAAUUAAUGAUACAUUUAUGUGAUUGGGAAUCAUAUUUAAAAAAAAAAUUACUUAUGAACCUUGCAGAAGCAACUUACUUAUAAUUUUUUGUUAUAUGGAAUGAACAGCAUAAACUUACAUACUUCAGAUUUGUAUAUUUUGCAAAAAAAGUGUAAAUUAAUUGUACAUAUAGAAAGAGCAUUUUAAUUAAUUUUUAUGCUUUGUCUCUUACAACUAAAAUAUUCAAUAAGUGUAAAUAUUGUAAGUACUGAAGAACUAGAAGGUUACUCGUUAGAAUGGUUGAUUGGAUCAACAUUUCUGAUGAACAAACAUUUUUUUUUUUCAACAUUUUGCAAACAAAUUAGUUAAAUUAUUAAUUUUUUUUAGGUUUCACAGGUUUCUUUUUUUAGUUUAAAAAUAAAUAUAGCUGUUAUUUAAUUCAAUUAUUCCUUUCUUAUUUUACUUUUUGAUUGGACAUUUUUUUUUACUUAGAAUUAUUUGUGUUGGAAAUAAGAUAUAAAUAGAUAGAUAGAUAGAUAGAGAUAUAUAUAUACAUGAAACUUCUAUUGAAAACUUUGCUGUCUAAAAGCUUAAUUAUUAAAAUUAAUUUACAUUUUUUUUUUGUUUUGAACAAGAUGGUUUUUGGGUUCUUAAAAGUAAUAAGUGAGUUAUCAGAUGCCUCAAAGAAUUUUGGGACAGAACUACUUGAUUACAUGCAAUUAACCCUUCCAUUUUUUAAAAUCAUUAACCUUAGUUGACUAUUUAAGAAAGUAGAAACAUUCAAACAGAGUUGCAUUGGAUUAAUUCAAUCUGAAACAAUGUUUUCUAUAGUCACAAAUUGUUCUGCAAAGAUUGAUUGAAGCCAUCAGAAAACUUUUUGUCAUACAUUGUAUUUUUUUAUACUUCUUAUACACAUUCAUAUUAUAGUAUCUUGGUAUAUAUAUAUAUAUACAUUUGCAUGUUUAUAUGUAAAUCACAGAUAAAACGUAUUACCAUGUGAAAUAUUUCACUUCUAUUUAAUCUUCGGACUUCGAAGACAAGUUUCCAUUGUUGACUGUCUUUAAGUGCUGCACAUUCUUCUGUAUGCAUAACUUGCUGGUUUAGUAGCUACUUUCUGUACUAUUCUUGAUACACAGUAGUUAUAUAGUGUCUUAUCACCUUGCCAGUUUACAAUCUUUCAAUGUGCCUUUUAAUUUUAUUUGAAUUGUUUGAUGAGCUUUAUUAAUUAGAUAGUAACAUUGUACAGAAAGCUUAAAGAACUUUAAGAAGGUUUAAUGUACUCUAGUGAACUGUGCCUUAGCAAUACAAAAUGUUUCUUGAACAAAAUUUUAUUCACUUUAAAAAAAUAUUAGCAUUUCAUAUCUAUAGACUAAUGUGAUGUUAGCAUUUCAUAUUUUUUAGACAAAUGUGAUGCUGUCUGGACUGGUAUUCUUCACCAAGUGACUCUUUUGGACAGAAUCUGUCAAAAUUAUAUUUUACUUUACUAUAACUUUCACUUUUUGUUAUGGGAACUACCUGUACACACAAGUACCGGUAUUCAUUUCUUAUAUAUUACCACUAAAAUAUCAAUAUGUAGAUAACACAAAGAGAAUCUAAAUUGACUACCAGCGGACAACAGUUAUGUCUGCUCUGAAUGUGGCAAAAUAUGUAGGUCUUAGCUGGGGCUGCAUUCCUCAUUAAUCUUUCAAUUUGAAGACAAGCUUUUUAUAUAAAAUAGUACCCCAUAUUUUGAAUGAAUUUCAAUGUUUGUAACUACUGACAAAAUGUAUGUAACUUAAUCAACAAUCAGAAGUUAGCUUCAAGAACUUACAAACUGACAUUUAUCCCUUUGUAGCCUGGUAUUUUAAAUGUUAGGGCUUCCUGAGUUCUCUAAUGGGUAAUUGACAGUAAAGAAAAAUCAAUUGUUUUCAUGUACUGGCCACAUGACACCGUUGUUAAACAUUGGCUUAAAAGACUAAUUACUAAAUUGAUUUUUUUUUCUAACCAAUCCAUUUUACAUUUCUUAUGAAAUUAAUAUUGGUUCAGUUGGGACAGUAUAAUAAAUAAUUCUUUAACAAAACAGGAUAACAAAGGCAUUGUAAGGUUCCAAGUUAAGCAGAAAAAAAUGUCACAUUUUAAAUUUUGGUUCUAUUCAAAUUUUUUUUUCAACAAGUGUUUAUAAGACUAGAAUAAAAUUUUGUUCAUUUGCGGAAAUAAAUAGUUCAUCUGAAUUUCCAUAAUAAAAGAUUCCUUAGGUUGGUGUUAAUUCUGAGUUACUAUCUAGCUUCUUGCUAUGAUACCAAUUCUAAGUAUGGUACUCAUAUUUGUUACAACUGACUAACAUUUGCAGCAUUGAGCAAGAGGAAUGGAACAUUGUCAUUUUUUAUGAGAAACAAAAAUGGUAUUGUCAACUGAAGGAGCUCAUUCCUUACAAAAUUACAACCAUUCCAAUCGCCCCCCCCCCCCCUUUUUUUUUUAUUACUUACCUAUGUUUUUUGUCUCUCUUUAAGCAUUUAACUGUUUCAACUCUUUUUCGCUAUCCUUUUUUCUUCCAAAUUUAUUGUGAUAAUUUGUUUUUAUGUAUGGUACCUGAUCCUUUUAAACAAACAAACAAAAAUCCCUUUUUUUUUUUGUUUUCUUUUUAGGAACAAAUGUCUUAAACCAAAAGAAACUAUACCUGGUUUUUGUCUUGAUUUAUUGUUUAGGAAAUUAACAUGCAUAAUGUAGCCAACUUGCUUGAGUACAUGUAAAAUUUCAGAUUUGUAAAACCCUGCUAUUGGGAUGCAUAUAUUCAAAUUGUGAUAACAUUUAUCAUAUUUUAAAAUGUUUAUAUAUAUAUAUAUAUAUAUAUUGUGUACUUUAUUGAGGUUUAGACAAACAUCAGGCUGUAAUUUUAAGCCCAUUUACUGUUAUACUUUUUUUUAUCCCAAGUUAAAUUGUCAGACUGAUAAGCUGAAGUUUGCACUUAUACAUGUCACAGAUCAUUUGCCUCUUAAAAGUAAAACCAUCUUGUGAUGUGAAAUAUGUGUGGGUGUGUAUUAUGAAACAUAGACUAGUAGUACUAGGAGACCUCAGUUUGUGGAAAAAAUAAAGACAUAUUUCAUCGUAAUACUAUCAAUUUUCUUUUCUUAUAAUUUGUCAUUUAAUUUCAUUUAGAAUACGUAAUGCUAUUGGAAAGUUCUCAAAUCUUAUUAUUUAUGACAUUUCUUAAUGCCAUUGUAUGGAGCAUGACAUUUCUGACAAAAUUAUGCAUAUUCUGUUAACAGCCAUUGCUAGUCUUUGAUUUAUUUGAGAAGCGCAUAUAAUCGAAUAACAUUAUUUGAGGUACAAUACACUUAGCUAAACAAUAAAUAUUACUUAUAUGGUCUUUCUUGCUUUGGAUAUUACCCCUUAAUUUAAAUACUCACAAUCCCUGAAAUUCUGAAAACUAUCAGUACAACAUGAAUGAGAACAUUAAUUAAAUUGUCUUAGUCAAGUUUUGAGUGAAAAAAAGCGUUGUCAUAUUUUAAGCAUUUAUUUAUUUUUUUUCAAAGUAGUUAGUUUCUUUCCCAGCAUGUUAUUGGGCAGUAAAGUCACUCACAUUUUGAAAUGAAAAACAUGUAUUUGUUGAAGACUAAAACAAGUUGAAAACCAGAGAAAAAAAAAGCGAAUUCUAAUUUAAUAAGAUUUAUUAUUUAAAUAUAACAAUAAUAUAGAUUACCCUAUAAAAAGAAACAUCAUUCAUACAAAAAUGUUCAAGGCUUUAGAUGAUAACUAUAGGAUAACACUAGUUUAUAUAUCACAGUAUGGUAAAUAAAAAAAAAAAGUCUCAAAAAGUUGUUUUAAAAAGUCAUUUGAGGCUGAUAAUAAUUCACAAGCUUUUAUUCAAAAAGAUAUAAUUUCUUAGGUAACAAACAAACAAAAAUACUGUGAAAGUUGAUUUAGAAACAUAACCAGACAAAAGACA